Messenger RNA from Penicillium digitatum Pd1, 225 nucleotides. The record is from RefSeq and is a predicted model, not a curated record. NCBI's taxonomy places the organism in Eukaryota, Fungi, Ascomycota, Eurotiomycetes, Eurotiales, Aspergillaceae.
AUGACGAAACCCCCCCCCCCCAAACAAGAUGUUCCAGCCGGUUCAACCGCAAACCACCAGUCCAGAGGUAGAAGUAUCCUGUUGUCAAAGGCAACCGGGAUACCAAAAUCCAUUUAUACAAUCGCAUGUCGCCGAAGAAAAUCCGCUGAUUGCGCUGGAUCCGAGCUUCAGGAUACGGGCUCCGCUUGCGCUGCUUUCGGAUGCACCGACCCGCUCCGGGGCUGA